GCGGGAGCUGAAGCCCGGCCAGCGCCAGGCCACUCGGCGCCAAGGCCCGGGCUCCGACCGCACCAGAGUCAGCAGCCGGCGGGGGCCGUGGCGUGGGGGAAGAUGUCCCAGUCCACCUCACCCGACGGAACCACGUUCGAGAACCUCUGGAGCUCCCUGGAGCCAGACAGCACCUACUUUGACCUUCCUCAGUCGAGCCGGGAGAACAACGAGGUGGUGGGCAGUGCGGAGGCCAGCAUGGACGUCUUCCACCUGCAGGGCAUGGCCACUUCUGUCAUGUCCCAGUUUAAUCUGCUCAGCAGCACCAUGGACCAGAUGAGCAGCCGCGCAGCCCCGGCCAGCCCCUACACCCCGGAGCACGCUGCCAGUGUGCCCACCCACUCACCCUACGCGCAGCCCAGCUCCACCUUCGACACCAUGUCGCCUGCGCCUGUCAUCCCCUCCAACACUGACUACCCCGGCCCCCACCACUUCGAGGUUACCUUCCAGCAGUCAAGCACAGCCAAGUCCGCCACCUGGACGUACUCCCCCCUGUUGAAGAAGCUCUACUGCCAGAUUGCCAAGACGUGCCCCAUCCAGAUGAAGGUGGCCACGCCCCCACCCCCCGGCACUGCAGUCCGUGCCAUGCCGGUCUACAAGAAGGCGGAGCAUGUGACUGAGGUCGUGAAGCGCUGCCCCAACCAUGAGCUGGGGAGGGACUUCAAUGAAGGACAGUCUGCCCCAGCCAGCCACCUCAUCCGCGUGGAGGGCAACAACCUCUCGCAGUAUGUGGACGACCCCGUCACGGGCAGGCAAAGCGUCAUGGUGCCCUACGAGCCCCCACAGGUGGGAACGGAAUUCACCACCAUCCUGUACAACUUCAUGUGCAACAGCAGCUGUGUGGGGGGCAUGAACCGGCGGCCCAUCCUCAUCAUCAUCACCCUAGAGACCCGGGAUGGACAGGUGCUGGGCCGCCGGUCCUUCGAGGGCCGCAUCUGUGCUUGUCCAGGCCGUGACCGAAAGGCUGAUGAGGACCAUUUCCGUGAGCAGCAGGCCCUGAACGAGAGCGCCGCGAAAAGCGGGGCAGCCAGCAAACGCACAUUCAAGCAGAGCCCCCCGGCCAUCCCCUCUCUGGGGGCCAACGUGAAGAAGAGACGGCAUGGGGACGAGGAUAUGUACUACAUGCCCGUGCGGGGCCGGGAGAACUUUGAGAUCUUGAUGAGGAUCAAGGAGGGCCUGGAGCUGACGGAGCUGGUGCCGCAGCAGCUGGUGGACUCCUACCGGCAACAGCAGCAACAGCUCCUGCAGAGGCCGAGCCACCUGCAGCCCCCGGCUUACGGGCCCGUCCUGUCGCCCAUGGGCAAAGGGCAUGGCAGUACCAGCAAACUGCCCUCCGUCAACCAGCUGGUGGGCCAGCCUCCCCCGCACGGUUCAGCAAGUGGGCCCAGCCUGGGGCCUGUGGGCCCUGGGGUGCUCAACAGCCACAGCCACCCGAUGCCAUCCAAUGGCGAGAUGAACGGUGUCCACAGCUCGCAGCCCAUGGUCUCGGGGUCCCACUGCACCCCGCCACCUCCCUACCAUGCAGACCCCAGCCUCGUCAGUUUUCUAACAGGCUUGGGGUGUCCCAACUGCAUCGAGUAUUUCACCUCGCAGGGGUUACAGAACAUUUAUCACCUGCAGAACCUCACGAUCGAGGACCUCGGGGCCCUGAAGAUCCCAGACCAGUACCGGAUGACCAUCUGGCGGGGCCUCCAGGACCUGAAGCAGGGCCACGACUACGGUGGCUCGCAGCAGCUGAUCCGUGCCAGCAGCAACGCGGCGGCCACCCUUGCAGUGGGUGGCACGGGUGAGCUGCAGCGGCAGCGGGUCAUGGAGGCCGUGCACUUCCGUGUGCGCCACACCAUCACCAUCCCUGGGCGCACCGGGCCCACUGGCCCCGAUGACUGGGCUGACUUUGGCUUCGACCUUCCAGACUGCAAGGCCCGCAGACAGGCCAUCAAGGAGGAGCUCACAGAGGGUGAGAUUCACUGAAGGCCACCAGACCAAGGGACAUGCCAGACAUGCAGGAGCGGGUGCUUACAGCCAAGCCCCAGAGAGCCUGGAUCUCGCUCCUCCUUUUUGUCAGAUACUGCCCCCUCGAGGCAGGGCCUCUGGGCUGUGCCUGGGGAGGCAGGCAGCGAGACCUGCCCCACAGCCAGGCCAUGCUUCAAAAGGACGUCGCAGACCUUCAGUCACCUCAGGAGACGCUAUUGGGUCACCAAGGCACCCAGGGACAGUCUGAAUCUCCUGGUGGUAACUUCUGGAACUGCUCUACAUGUGGGCUUCCGGGCAGACAUGGCCAAGGCUACCCAGAUUGGACCGGAACCCAAGCCUGGCCUCCUGUUCUCAGCCUGCUCUUCACCUCCAGCACGGAGCAGAGGCAUGGAGAGACGUGAAUCUCAUCCCUGGCCUGCAGUGGUGGCGUGGGGGGACCUGGGUCACUGGGCCAGCCUCUCAACUUCUCCACUUGUCUUCCUGAGGACUCCCACCUUCUGGGAGAGGCCCUUUGCGAUAAAAGGGUCUGCCUUGCUGAUGGACUGCCAAUGAGUAUUUCCUGAGAUCCUCUGCUUCUGGAUAGCCAUGAGCAGCUAGGUGUUGGUGUUGAAGACUUGAGCUGAGAGUUUGUGUGCAGGCCUCUGGGAACACACACACGUGUGUGCACAUGCAACAGUGUUGUGCAAAGAAAACACUCAUUUUCAGGUGAACGUCCCCAAACUGUGUCUUCACCUCAAGCUGGGCCAGGCACUGCCCCUGCUGGGCUGAGGGCCUAUCUGGAUCCCCAGCACAAUUGAACUCUAGUUCCAGCCCCGCUCCGCACUGACCACCCACUUUCUGCUCACAAUGAAAAUGAGCGUCUGGCAGGAACUGGAGAGAAGACUGGGGGGAAAGGGAUUAGGAGAUGCUUGGCCCUGCUGGGGUGUGCAGAAGAUUCUGGUGAAUCCACAACUGACCAGGUCCCAUGCAAAGGCUGCUGGUCAUGGUCACCCCUCUUCAGGUGACCCCCCUCAGCUGACAGCAUGUCCCCUAGUCUAUUGGAAAUUGUCGAUAUUUGAUAAAAUGGUACCCUUUUCUACAUGGCAGGUCAGCUUUUUCUUUAAACCUUCCUUUGCCAUCAUUCCCCAAGAGCUCAACUAAUGCAGUCCCAGCUUCCCCACCCAUCAGUGCCAAAUGCGCCUGCUCCAGCUGCUGGUCCCCAAUGGCUGGUGGGACAUGACAGUGUGAGGGCUGUGCAUGGGGAGGGAUAACCCUGGGUAGGCACUUUUGUUGCCUUGGGGUGUUCUCCACUUGAAGCUCCUCUUCCUAUGGCUGCUUUGGUGAGUUGGCAGUGGGUGGCCUUUGUGGGGAUGGGGGAGCCCAGCCCCUGGAAAUGGCAGGCAGCAGGAAGGCCAACCUGGGGCUCAGAGGCUGGGUCCUGGGGCUCUGCUGGUGUGGCUCCGUGCCCCGCUGGGCCAGCACUGAGGCCUCCUCACUGAAGGCUGUUGUGUUUGGCUGAAGAGUGGCAGGCCUCCUGCGAGGCGCAUCCAGAGGUCAAACUCCACACCUUUCCUCAUGAAACAGAAUGUGCGUAUCAGAACGCCAGUUUCUUUGUUAGAUUUCCAGUCUCCUUAGGAAGCCAGACAUCUGAACGGGAGGAGGUGUCAGUUGUGUUAAAAUGUGUUGAAAUGUGGCUCACAGGGCAAGCACGCUCUCCAUGCCUCAGCUGCCAGCUCCCAUGGCAGAGAGCAAAGCCACAAAGCCUCGUCCACCCUCAAACACCCCGAUCAGGGUUCAGUUUCCAGGUUAGGACCAUGGCAUCUUGGAAAAUCGCAAGUGUAAGAUCACCUGUCUGUACUUAUUUAAAAGCAGCAGUUUGUACUGACACAGGUCCAUGUGUCCCUCUCUCCUGUCCCUAGUGUGGGCACAUCUUUAGAGGAGAGACGGGUUGUCCCGAGAUUCGGAGCCACCCAGGUGAUUCCAGUUUGCAGGUGAGGCUGAGACACCCUGGGACAACAGAGCCAGUUCAUUCCAACUGUGGGGCAUGCUCUGACUGACGAGCUCAGGGGAGGUCAGCUUCUCAGGGAGUCACAGAUUCCUUGGAGAAUUCAGUCUCCCAGGAUAACCCACCUGUGUCCAGAUAGCCAUAGUCUUGGCCACCACAGCAGCUGCAGCCCUAAGGGUUUAUAAUGAGCUGGGUCUGGCAGUCCUUUGCGUGUACGUCCCCUCACUGCCCACAGCACUGGGGGGUGAGUGUUAUUUUCUUGCAUCUCACACAUGAGGAAACUGAGGCACAGGGAGGCUGUGGUUGCUCUGGGCUUCCAGCCCCAUUUGCAGUAGAACUGGAUUAAAGCCUGGCGGCUGGCUCAAGGCUGCACACAUCGAGACCCAUUGGUGCUGCCUCCUACCAUUUCAGGAGGCCCCCAAGCCCACUCCUGGGCCCUCUGAAAACCAGUUUGCAUCAGGUCAACUCUAACUCGUGAUGACCCCAUGUUGUGUCAGAGUAGAACUGGGCUCCUUAGGGUUGGUUUUCAGUGGCUGAUUUUUCAGAAGUAGAUUCCCAGGCCUUCUUCCAAGGCACCUCUGAAUGGAUUCACACUUCCAACAUUUCGGUUAGCAGCCGAGCUCGCUAGCCACUUGCACCACCCAGGGACCCGCAGACCCAGGCUGAGACGCAUCUGAAUUCCUGGGCCUCCUGUGGAUUUGUUUCUUAGCCACGCUCACCCCCGCCACCCCGAGUCUGUCCAUUCAGGGGAUUUUUACAAGGGCCCUCUUGCGCUCCUGGGAAGAGCUAAUAGGGCUGGCAGGCACAGAGCAGGGUGGCCAGGUCUGAAGGGCCUCACCAGAUCCCCCAGCCACCCAGCUGAGGAAGGACGCUCAAGAAGGUCCUGCCCAGCAGUCUCUAGAAGGCUCAUAGGCUGUGCGCGAGCCUCACGCACUCGUCCGACGAGUUCACACAUCCGCUGGCCUUUUCCUAUCCUGCUGAUGGAGGACCACCUUUGGAGAGAAAAAAAACUACUAGAAGAAACAGUAUAAAUUUCAACAUGGGCAAGAGAAAAUGCACGUUGCCAGGACAGUCAUCCUUAUGAGUUUGAACCCUUGUUCUUUGAAACUCAGGAAUCAGGGAAAAGUAUGCAAACCUCGAUGGCUUGAUGCGUUCCCAGUGGUGAUGAGGCAGCCCGGAAGUUGCCUGCUGCCCUGUGGCUGGGAUGAUAAGCCAUGUCAAGGACCUCGUGAAGUCUGUAGUGUCAGCCGAGUACAGAUGAGGACACGUGGAAAGAGCCACCCACAACUGAUUCCAACUCAAAGUCAGUCCGAGGUGCUUUUGGUAAGCAGCCGUGUAUCUAACCAGUCUCUCGCCCGUUUCGCCCGUCCCCGUUUCAUAUCUGCUUUGGCCGCAAAAAAAAAAAAAAAUUUUUUUUUUUUUGGCCACCGGGGCCGGUGUGUUGGGGGAGGUUAUUUUGCACCAGGUUGCACACCCCCAAUGGGAAUCGGGCACCCACUGUAAUCUGUUGCUUUUACUUCAGGCACACAAACCUACGUUUCUAUGUCAUUGUCGAUAAAGCACUUUAAUGCUUUCAGGUUUUUAAAAAGUACCGCCCAUGUUUUUCAUGUAAUCUAAUGCUUCUUCAGGCAGUAUUAAUGGAUCUAUUCCAACAUGGUGAAAUUUUUUGGUAAUGUAACCUUGGGAAAAUGUGUUAUUUUUUUAGCUGUGUUUCGGUGGGCCUUUUUGUUUGUGUAACGUAAUAAAGCACAUAUUCUGACGAUGGUCUCUGCUGAGUAAAACACUUCCCACAGGCUGGGCACGACCAAAUUGCACCCAUCCAGGGACUCAGAUAACAUCACCACCACCAACACUCUAGAAAGGGUGACUCCUCGUGGGCAAGGGCCGCGUGGCAGCCCCACAGGCUCCCACCACCUUACCUAAACUCCUGUUCUAAGAGUCUGCAGGAACCGGCUGCCCUCCCCCUGUGCUGGAGAGGCACCUGCCCAGCCACCCUCCCCCUGCACCUGAGUGCCGUGUUCCUGGC
Loxodonta africana (African savanna elephant) is the source of this 6023-nucleotide messenger RNA. RefSeq names its product tumor protein p73 (gene TP73). Gene Ontology annotation, cellular component: nucleus. Bases 103 to 2010 code for a protein of 635 amino acids. Gene Ontology annotation, molecular function: RNA polymerase II cis-regulatory region sequence-specific DNA binding; DNA-binding transcription factor activity, RNA polymerase II-specific; protein binding. NCBI's taxonomy places the organism in Eukaryota, Metazoa, Chordata, Mammalia, Proboscidea, Elephantidae. Gene Ontology annotation, biological process: protein tetramerization; apoptotic process; regulation of transcription by RNA polymerase II. The record is from RefSeq and is a predicted model, not a curated record. The transcript has 14 exons.